This is a messenger RNA of Sorex araneus (European shrew), 7636 nucleotides long. It is a transcript of the gene UBR2, whose product is annotated as ubiquitin protein ligase E3 component n-recognin 2. Gene Ontology annotation, cellular component: ubiquitin ligase complex; cytoplasm. Gene Ontology annotation, biological process: ubiquitin-dependent protein catabolic process via the N-end rule pathway. Gene Ontology annotation, molecular function: zinc ion binding; ubiquitin protein ligase activity. NCBI's taxonomy places the organism in Eukaryota, Metazoa, Chordata, Mammalia, Eulipotyphla, Soricidae. The transcript is spliced from 47 exons. The record is from RefSeq and is a predicted model, not a curated record. Bases 340 to 5607 code for a protein of 1755 amino acids.
UAUUGCCCCUUUCCCGGUGCAGAACGCGGUAGCAGCAGUGAGCUCGAGUGCCAGGCCCCGGGUCCGGUGUGUCCUUCCCGCGGGCGGGGACGGGGCCGUGACUUGACUCUUUGGACGCUGUGUCCGAAGGGCGCGCAGGAGCCGCCGCCGCCCCCCCAGCCCCCCCACCCCCGUUCUGUGCACUGACCCCGGCUCUGUCUCCUUGACCCGCGGCCGCCUGGACGGUCCGGACCGUGCGCCCGGGGCAGGGGUGGCGGGCCCGGGCGGCGGGGCAGCGGCCACACGGCGGCCCUUGGGCGGCGGUAGCGGCGGCAGCGCUGGGGAGGACGGAGAGGGAAGAUGGCGUCAGAGCUGGAGCCGGAGGUGCAGGCCAUCGACCGGAGUUUGCUGGAAUGUUCGGCUGAGGAGACCGCCGGGAAAUGGCUGCAAGCAGCAGAUCUCACUAAAGAAGUACACCAGCACCUGGCCCACUAUGUCCCCAAGAUCUACUGCAGGGGCCCCAACCCUUUCCCGCAGAAGGAGGACAUGAUGGCCCAGCACGUCCUGCUGGGGCCCAUGGAGUGGUACCUCUGUGGUGAAGACCCUGCAUUUGGGUUCCCAAAGCUUGAACAAGCCAACAAACCUUCUCAUCUGUGUGGUCGCGUUUUCAAAGUCGGAGAGCCUACGUACUCUUGCAGAGAUUGUGCCGUUGAUCCUACUUGCGUUUUAUGCAUGGAGUGCUUUUUGGGAAGCAUCCACAGAGACCACCGAUACAGGAUGACGACUUCCGGAGGUGGAGGUUUCUGUGACUGUGGCGACACUGAAGCUUGGAGAGAGGGUCCUUACUGUCAGAAGCACGAGCCGAACCCCUCUGGAGCUGAGGAGGAGGAGGAUCCGCUCGUGCAUUUGUCAGAAGAUGUGAUAGCAAGGACGUACAACAUUUUUGCUAUUAUAUUCCGAUACGCAGUAGAUAUAUUAACCUGGGAGAAAGAAAACGAAUUGCCAGCUGAUCUAGAGAUAGGAGAGAAGAGUGACACUUACUAUUGCAUGCUGUUCAAUGAUGAGGUUCACACCUAUGAGCAGGUUAUUUAUACUCUUCAGAAAGCUGUUAAUUGUACACAGAAAGAGGCCAUCGGCUUUGCGACUACAGUAGACCGAGAUGGCCGCAGAUCUGUUCGAUAUGGAGAUUUCCAGUAUUGUGAGCAAGCAAAGUCAGUAAUUGUGAGAAAUACCAGUAGACAGACAAGGCCGCUCAAAGUUCAAGUUAUGCAUUCGUCUAUUGUUGCUCAUCAGAAUUUUGGUUUGAAACUAUUAUCUUGGCUGGGAAAUAUUAUUGGAUAUUCAGAUGGCCUUCGCCGGAUUUUAUGUCAAGUUGGUUUACAAGAAGGGCCAGAUGGUGAAAACUCUUCUCUAGUAGACAGACUGAUGCUGAGUGAUUCCAAAUUGUGGAAAGGUGCAAGGAGUGUCUACCACCAGCUCUUCAUGAGCAGUUUACUGAUGGAUUUGAAGUACAAGAAACUAUUUGCCGUUCGAUUUGCAAAGAAUUACCAGCAGUUGCAGAGAGAUUUUAUGGAGGAUGAUCACGAGCGAGCAGUGUCCGUGACUGCUCUGUCUGUCCAGUUCUUCACCGCGCCUACUCUGGCCCGGAUGCUCAUCACAGAGGAAAACCUAAUGACCAUCAUCAUUAAGACGUUCAUGGAUCAUCUGAGGCACCGAGACGCCCAGGGCCGGUUUCAGUUUGAGCGAUACACUGCUUUACAGGCCUUCAAGUUCAGGAGGGCUCAGAGCCUUAUUUUAGACCUCAAGUAUGUGUUAAUCAGCAAGCCAACGGCAUGGUCAGAGGGUCUGAGGCAGAAGUUUCUAGAAGGAUUUGAUGCCUUUUUGGAAUUACUCAAGUGUAUGCAGGGGAUGGAUCCCAUCACGCGUCAGGUCGGCCAGCACAUCGAGAUGGAGCCCGAGUGGGAGGCGGCCUUCACCCUGCAGAUGAAGCUGACCCACGUCAUUUCUAUGAUGCAGGACUGGUGCGCGUUGGACGAAAAGGUGUUAAUUGAAGCUUACAAGAAAUGCCUUGCGGUGUUGACGCAGUGCCAUGGUGGUUUUACUGAUGGUGAACAGCCAGUCACACUAAGCAUUUGUGGACACUCAGUGGAAACUAUCAGAUACUGUGUCUCCCAGGAAAAAGUUAGCAUUCACCUCCCAGUUUCCCGCUUACUAGCAGGUUUACAUGUAUUGUUAAGCAAAAGUGAAGUUGCACAUAAAUUUCCAGAGCUUCUACCUCUAAGUGAACUUAGCCCACCCAUGCUGAUCGAGCACCCUCUCAGAUGUCUUGUUCUCUGUGCCCAAGUCCAUGCAGGAAUGUGGAGAAGAAACGGGUUUUCUCUAGUAAACCAGAUUUAUUACUACCAUAAUGUGAAAUGCAGACGGGAGAUGUUUGACAAGGAUAUAGUAAUGCUUCAGACAGGUGUUUCCAUGAUGGACCCAAAUCACUUCCUGAUGAUCCUUCUCGGCCGCUUCGAGCUCUAUCAGAUUUUCAGCACUCCAGACUACGGGAAAAGAUUCAGCUCCGAGGUCACCCAGAAGGACGUCGUGCAGCAGAACAAUGCUCUGGUGGAGGAGAUGCUGUACCUCAUCAUCAUGCUCGUGGGAGAGAGAUUUAGUCCUGGAGUUGGACAGGUGAAUGCAACAGAUGAAAUUAAGCGGGAGAUUAUUCAUCAGCUGAGCAUCAAGCCAAUGGCUCACAGUGAACUGGUGAAGUCGUUACCUGAAGAUGAGAACAAGGAAACGGGCAUGGAGGGUGUGAUUGAGACUGUUGCCCAUUUUAAGAAACCUGGAUUAACAGGACGAGGCAUGUACGAACUAAAGCCAGAAUGUGCCAAAGAGUUCAACUUGUAUUUCUAUCACUUCUCAAGGGCGGAACAGUCCAAGGCAGAGGAAGCUCAACGAAAAUUGAAAAGGCAAAAUAGGGAAGAUACAGCACUUCCACCUCCGGUGCUGCCUCCCUUCUGCCCGCUGUUCGCGAGUCUGGUCAACAUCCUGCAAUCUGACGUCAUGCUGUGCAUCAUGGGCACCAUCCUGCAGUGGGCCGUGGAGCACAACGGCUACGCCUGGUCGGAGUCCAUGCUGCAGAGGGUAUUGCACUUAAUUGGAAUGGCAUUGCAAGAAGAAAAGCAGCAUCUAGAGAAUGUCUCAGAAGAGCACAUGGUCACCUUCACCUUCACUCAGAAGAUAUCAAAGCCCGGGGAAGCACCCAGCAACUCUCCCAGCAUUCUGGCUAUGUUGGAAACGUUGCAAAAUGCUCCAUAUCUGGAAGUUCACAAAGAUAUGAUCAGGUGGAUAUUGAAGACCUUCAAUGCUAUUAAGAAGAUAAGGGAGAGUUCAUCCACCAGUCCUGUAGCAGAGACCGAAGGAACCAUAAUGGAAGAGAACCUCAGAGACAAAGACAAAGCCGAGAGGAAAAGGAAGGCUGAGAUCGCACGGCUGCGCCGGGAGAAGAUCAUGGCCCAGAUGUCCGAGAUGCAGAGACACUUCAUCGAUGAGAACAAAGAGCUCUUCCAGCAGACUGUAGAGCUGGACGCCUCCACCUCGGCUGUGUUCGACAAUAGCCCUAUGGUUUCAGAUACGACACUUACAGCAUUGGGCCCGGCACAAACUCAGGUCCCCGAGCAGAGACAGUAUGUCACCUGCAUAUUGUGCCAGGAGGAGCAGGAAGUGACUGUGGAGAGCAGAGCAAUGGUCCUGGCAGCAUUUGUUCAGCGAUCAACUGUAUUAUCAAAAGACAGAAGUAAAUUCAUUCAGGAUCCAGAAAAGUACGAUCCCUUGUUCAUGCAUCCUGACCUGUCCUGUGGAACACACACAGGCAGCUGUGGGCACAUGAUGCAUGCCCACUGUUGGCAAAGGUAUUUUGAUUCUGUUCAAGCUAAAGAACAGCGAAGGCAACAGAGGUUACGUUUACAUACAAGCUACGAUGUAGAAAAUGGAGAAUUCCUUUGCCCUCUUUGUGAAUGUUUGAGUAAUACUGUCAUUCCUCUGCUGCUUCCUCCAAGAAAUAUUUUUAAUAGCAGGUUAAAUUUUUCAGACCAACCAAAUCUGACUCAGUGGAUUAGAACAAUAUCUCAGCAAAUAAAAGCCUUACAGGUUCUUAGGAAAGAAGAAAGCACUCCUGGUGCGGCCUCUCCGAAGCACGCGGGGAGUCCAGGGGCCAGGCAGCUCCCGGAAGGAUUUCGGCCUGAUUUCCAUCCUAAGAACCCCUAUUCCGAGAGCAUAAGAGAAAUGCUGACGACGUUUGGAACUGCUGCGUACAAAGUGGGCCUAAAGGUUCACCCCAACGAGGAGGACCCCCGCGUGCCCAUCAUGUGUUGGGGCAGUUGUGCCUACACCAUCCAAAGCAUAGAAAGAAUUUUAAGUGAUGAAGAGAAACCCUUGUUUGGCCCUUUGCCUUGCAGACUGGAUGACUGUCUCAGGUCACUCACCAGGUUUGCUGCAGCUCAUUGGACUGUGACAUCACUCCCAGUGGUCCAGGGGCACUUCUGUAAACUUUUUGCAUCGUUGGUUCCCGAUGGCAGCCAUGGAGACCUCCCGUGCAUAUUAGACAUCGACAUGUUUCACUUACUGGUGAGCUUGGUGCUGGCGUUCCCUGCUUUGCAGUGUCAGGAUUUUUCAGGGAUCAGCCUUGGCACUGGGGAUCUUCACAUUUUUCAUCUGGUUACUAUGGCACACAUCAUUCAGAUUUUACUUACCUCGUGUACAGAAGUGAACGGUAUGGAUCAAGAAAAUCCUGCUGGCGAAGAAGAAUUAGCAGUUCUUGCUCUGUAUAAAACACUGCACCAGUAUACAGGAAGUGCCUUGAAAGAAAUGCCCUCUGGCUGGCAUCUGUGGAAGAAUGUCAGAGCUGGAAUCCUGCCUUUCUUGAAGUGUUCAGCUUUGUUUUUUCAUUACUUAAAUGGAGUUCCUGCUCCACCAGAAAUUCAAGUGUCUGGAACAAGCCAUUUUGAACAUUUAUGUACUUACCUUUCCCUGCCAAACAACCUUUUUUGCCUUUUUCAAGAAAAUAGUGACAUAAUGAAUUCACUGAUCGAAAGUUGGUGUCAUAAUGCUGAAGUCAAAAGAUUUCUAGAUGGUGAAAGAAAUGCUAUAAGGUAUCCAAGAGAAUCCAACAGGCUAAUAGAGCUUCCGGAAGAUUACAGCAGCCUGAUUAACCAAGCAUCUAAUUUCUCGUGCCCCAAGUCGGGCGGUGACAAGAGCAGAGCCCCGACGCUGUGCCUGGUGUGUGGGACGGUGCUGUGCUCGCAGAGCUACUGCUGCCAGACGGAGCUGGAGGGAGAGGACGUGGGCGCCUGCACGGCCCACACCUACGCGUGCGGCUCCGGAGUGGGCAUCUUUCUGAGAGUGCGCGAGUGCCAGGUGCUGUUCCUGGCGGGCAGGACCAAAGGCUGUUUCUACUCUCCCCCGUACCUGGACGACUACGGCGAGACGGACCAGGGGCUCAGGCGGGGCAACCCUCUGCACCUGUGUGCAGAGCGCUUCCGGAAGAUCCAGCGGCUCUGGCAGCAGCACAGCAUCACAGAGGAGAUCGGGCACGCCCAGGAGGCGAACCAGACCCUGGUGGGCAUCGACUGGCAGCACCUGUAGCUGCCCGCCAGCCCUGGUGGGCACCUGGAUUCGCGUGGCCCACUUGGCUUUUCGAGAAAAGGAAUAGGAAGUUGUUCCACCGGAAUUGGAAAUAAACUCUUCGUGUCAGCUUUCUCUCCCCAGUUUAAUCUUUCUAGUGUCCUGGCUCCAGGCCAGAGGGACUCACCUUCCGUCAGCAGCUCCCGCACACCGUGGACCGUGGCCCCGGGACAUGACUCGCGGUUCUUAGGGUCCGGUGUGAGCAUCUGCAGAGCUGGACGCAGCCCGUCUCCCGACCUCACGCUGAGCACUGGGACAGCAAGCAAAGCCGUUGGGCCUGGCGGGGCUGAACCCCCGUCCUCUCAGUGACUGCACACGCUGGGGCUCGGACCCUCCCUCCAGAGCUCCGUGGCCCUGCACGGGCACUUCGAGUCUCCACAGGACUAGAGGAAGCUGCCGGCGAUGGCAGCAGGAGGCGGCUCCUCCCGUGCUCCGCAGAGCUGUCAAGGGGCCUUUGUUUCCCUUUCUGGCAAGACUUUUGACUUUGAGAGAGAAAACAAAAAACAAAAAAAUAACUUUAAAGGGCUUUUUGGAAACUUAAAGAGUAUCCUACUUUUUCAGAUGAUAUAUUCUCGUACUUCGCGGGCUAGAGAGUGUGUCUCGCCGGAGCGUGUCCGCCUGUAGAAUCCACAGCAGCAAAAAAAGAAAAGGCAAGAGCAGUGCGUCUCUGGGGUCCCCAGCACAGGGUCUGUGGAGUGUUGCUGUGUGCACUGCACCCCACUCUCUCCUCUCCAGGCCCCCUGGCGUCCUGCAGCGCCGCCCACCUGCAGGCCAGCCGCUGGCUCUCCGAGCACUGACCGAGAGCUUAAUGGAUCGUGGGCGGCACGAACAGUGAGCCGCCCUCGGUCAAACCAAGGGGCGAACAGAAAACUCGUGGCUGGUUUUUUGUUUAUUUUUCUUAUUUUUUUGCCUGUGAAAUGAAUGACCCUUGCAGACUGCAGUGGGCUUCUGACCGCAUGGGACAGCCAGGGCCCCGUGCUCCAGGAGACGGGCAGAAACCCAGACUUCAGUCUAAAGGCGACGUCAGGCGGGAGAUGUAGCACAAGCCUCACACGUGAAAGACCAGGUUCCAGCACCCCGCAAGCCCCUGAACCGCUGUCCGUGCUGGCCCCUCCCUGGGCAGCACCCGCACCCAGCUCAGCCCCACGCGUCCCGGCUUCCAGGCCUUUCUUUGGUCUGUAAUAUCUGCCAGGUGAGACUCCAAAAACAGCAGCAAAAAGAGAUCUGUCUGAUUCAGUGUUUAUUUUGGCCUUUGUCACAUGCUCCUCCUAGCUUGGAAGAGAGAGAGAGAGAGAGAGAGAGAGAGGAGAGAGGAGAGAGAGUGUGUGUGUGUGCACGCGCGCGCUCACGCACUUACACAAGUGUGAGUAUAUGAGUGUGCAUGUGAGAGAGAGGUGUGUGUGUGUGUGUGUGUGUGUGUGUGUGUACACGCGUGCACGUGCCCAUUGCUAGAAAUUGAACCCAGGGCCUCAUGUUGGCAAGUUCUCUGGCUCGGCCCCACCCCACCCCCAGCUUGGGGUUGUGCUCCUUCUCUGGCCUUUCCCCAUCUGUUCCCCAAUGCCACAAGCAGGUUUCUCCUCUGUGGAUUAUAAACAUGGAAAUGAUUAUUUUACUGGAGCCCCCAGGCCUCGCUUCCUAGAAGUCUGGAGUUCGCAGAGCAUGUCCCUGGCCCCCAGCCUCUGCCAUAUCAGGAGUCAGAAAGAUGAAUUCCCAUAUGGCGGGGCGUCUGCCCUGCCCUGCUGGGGGCCGCAUCGAGCCCCAUGUCUUCCCUAUCAAACGAAUCAUCGUAGCCUCAUGAUUUGAUCCGCAUGGAUUAUGUUUAUUGUAGAAAUGUUUAUAUAACUUGCUUUUCCAUAUCAGGGAAAUCAUUAUCUGUUUAAUAAAUUGGCUAUUAACUUUAAUAUCUGUGGACAACUUGUAAAAUUGGGAAUGUACCAUAUGUAAAAAGUUUAAAGAGAUCCAAAUAAAUGUUCUUGAUGUUGACACUACA